AUGGUAAUCAGCGGCGAAUUGGGUACAAACUUUGUCUGUUUCCCUAAUCGCAGUGGUCCAAUUAAUACAAUCCGGUUGCUUGGUCUAAAUUUUUCGCGUCCUCGGAUGACUAAAAGUGAUGCAACCAAAAUUAUUAUGGGGUGUUACUGCGUGUCCAUCGCGAGUUUGGAGCGUGGCACACUAUGCCAAGUUAGACCACGAACCACGUUAGGUAGCCUUCUGUCGCUUCGAACU
This is a messenger RNA of Dicrocoelium dendriticum, 234 nucleotides long. Lineage: Eukaryota; Metazoa; Platyhelminthes; Trematoda; Plagiorchiida; Dicrocoeliidae. The record is from the annotation of a GenBank genome assembly.